AAAGGAGACGUCCGGCUGCAUCGGCGAGGAGUUUCUCUCGGUUUCAUCUGAAGCUGAUCAGCAGGAGGAGAAUCUGACAGAGGAACAUUUUCAGCCAUUUGGACUCAGCUCAGCCACUACAGAGGAAACAAUGAGCUCAACACAGAUGGACCAACAUGGAGCGAGAAGUCAGCGCUCUCAGGAGGCUGACAAACCUCACAGAAGAAAGGGGGAGAAGAAAUACAGCUGUGAUGAGUGUGGGAAGAAUUUUACUCUGAAGUCUGAGCUAAAACAUCAUCUGUUCAUCCACACUGGGGAGAAACCAUUCAUCUGUGACUUGUGUGGAAAGUCUUUUAGACAGCCUGCAAACUUAAAAAAACACCAAGUCACCCACACUGGAGUUAAAGCGUACAGCUGUGAUCAGUGUGGCAAAGCUUUUACUGUCAGAGGCAACUUACGGCGUCAUCAAGUUACCCACUCUGAAACUAAGACGUACAGCUGCGACAUUUGUGGGAAAACUUUCACUCAUCUAACAUACCGAAAUACUCACCUACGCAUCCACACCAGGCAAGAUGUUUACUGCUGCGAUCAGUGUUUGAAACCGUUUGUGACAUACUAUGAAUUACAGCAGCACAUGCUUACCCACACUGAGGAGAGACCUUAUAAAUGUGACCUGUGUGAGAAGGCUUUUAAAGAGCCAAAUUCCCUGAGAAGACACGAACAGAUCCACAGCAGAAAGAAACUCUACAAGUGCAGUUACUGUGAGAAGCAGAGCGACACAGAUGGAUCCAGUUCUCAACCGUGUCGCCACUGUGGUGGUGGGAAAGCGUUGCGUUGUGAUCUUUGUGGAAAAACUUUCAAUAAUGAAAAGAACCUAAAGCUACAUCAACGUAGACACACUGGAGACAAAAUGAACUACUGCAAAGAAUGUGGGAGAGGCUUCCCCACACCAAGUGCAUUAAAAGAACAUGAAAUCUAUCACAGUGGGGUUAAAAAGCACGUGUGUGACCAGUGUGGGUCAUCCUUCACCACUGCAGAUCAUCUUAAAGUGCAUAAACGAGUCCACACAGGAGAGAAACCGUACAAGUGCAGACACUGUGACAAAAGUUUCUCGUACUCAGGGAGUCGUAACAAUCAUGAACUUACACACAUUGAAGGGAACUACAGCUGUGACCAGUGUGACAAAAGCUUCAAGAAUCUCAGUUCAUACUCCAAACACAAGCGAUCCCACGCUGUUAACAAACUUUUUCACUGUUACCAAUGUGCAAAAACAUUCACUUCAUUAUCUGCUCUACGCAACCAUCGACGUGAUCAUGCAGGACUGUGAUCACUGGAUCACAAUGAAUCUGCAGAGACAGAAAGAUCCUCUUCUGGUUUCAGGGUCAGACUUAAAAACCUUGAGAUCAGGCUCCACAGAGUUCAGGUG
This is a messenger RNA of Pundamilia nyererei, 1405 nucleotides long. Its product is annotated as zinc finger protein 239-like. Gene Ontology annotation, molecular function: DNA-binding transcription factor activity, RNA polymerase II-specific; sequence-specific DNA binding. Lineage: Eukaryota; Metazoa; Chordata; Actinopteri; Cichliformes; Cichlidae. Bases 131 to 1306 code for a protein of 391 amino acids. Gene Ontology annotation, biological process: regulation of transcription by RNA polymerase II. The transcript is spliced from 4 exons. Gene Ontology annotation, cellular component: nucleus. The record is from RefSeq and is a predicted model, not a curated record.